AUGUCAUCAACCAGCGUGAGAAAUCGAGGUCAGGAACCUAUCUCGAGGUCAGAAAGCCUAAAGAGCAAUGUAGGCACUGCUACCACAAGGCGAUAUCAAACGCGCAGCUCGAACACAGAAGAAACCACCGACAGCACACCCUCGAUCACCUCAUUAUCUACCAGUUUUAAGGCCUCACAGAAGCGUAAAGCAGUUGCGAUAACACAAGUCUCUAAAUCUGAAGCAGGGAUAACAGACUCACCGUCUGAAAAUAGAAAAGUAGUACACUCAGUCAAGCUACCGAAAACGUCGACUGGUAAGGGUCGAGGCACACGUAUCACAGACAAAUACAUCAUAUUCUGGGGCGGAGUCUUAUCGAAUUGGAAUCUUGGUUCUACAUUCUCUGGAAAGCGAGUGAUUGAGCUACUCGCCCCUCGUCUCGCUGAGCAAGAGGUGGAGCAUCCUGGUCUAACCACCAUGAGUACGAGACUACUUGAACACCAUAACUUCGUGUGUGGUGAACAGGCAAUGAUGGCUUUCAAAGCCUGGUUGUUUGAGAAAAACCAAGUGCUUGAACAGGAGCUGGCCAAAUUGGAGAUGAAUGGAUCCGACACCAAUGCCUUGUUCAAUGCCAUUCUUGGACAAUCCAAGCCGUCCAAGGUCAGUCAUCCGAGCUUAGAUGAAGUCGUGGCCAAAGCACGCAAGACAUAUCUCUGUCAGAUUCUACUCAGCUCCAGCCCUCGUGAUCAGAAAACCCUGGGCCGCAAGGUUCCACAGUUUUCUCCCGAAGUGUGGGACAAAUCUUGUGUUGCUAUCGUCGUCAGUGCAUCUAUCGCUCGUGCCGAGUGCGAGGAAAAUCUCAAGAAGCUUUAUCUCCAAGCUGGAGACCGAAAAUUUGUCGAGGGUUCUCCGAUGGAUAGGAUUUGGGGCAUUGGGCUGAAAUGGGAUGACCCACGUGCAGAGGCUGAGGAGAACUGGAGGGGGAGAAAUCUGUUAGGCAAAUGUCAUGAUCAAGCAGCUGUGUUUUUGAGGGGGAUUGAUGUUUGA
This is a messenger RNA of Exophiala aquamarina CBS 119918, 1026 nucleotides long. RefSeq lists its product as uncharacterized. The coding region runs from base 1 to 1026 and encodes 341 amino acids. Lineage: Eukaryota; Fungi; Ascomycota; Eurotiomycetes; Chaetothyriales; Herpotrichiellaceae. The transcript has a single exon. The record is from RefSeq and is a predicted model, not a curated record.